Molecule: messenger RNA, 5741 nt
Organism: Propithecus coquereli (Coquerel's sifaka)
Lineage: Eukaryota; Metazoa; Chordata; Mammalia; Primates; Indriidae
Gene: CLASP2
Product: cytoplasmic linker associated protein 2
Exons: 39
Coding region: 356-4876 (1506 amino acids)
Biological process (GO): mitotic spindle assembly
Cellular component (GO): mitotic spindle; microtubule organizing center; spindle microtubule
Molecular function (GO): microtubule binding
Source: RefSeq, a predicted model, not a curated record
CGCCGCCAGCGGUUUCCGCAGCCACUGCCACUACCGCCAGGGAGAACCUCGAGCCGGACGGGCGGGAGCUCGCCAGCGUCGUGCUGACGUCACGCGCGUGCUGACGUCGCCCGCGGCCGCGGCCUCUGAAGCGGGCUGGGGCUCGGGGGGCGCCGAGUUUGACUAGUUUGGGGGCCGCUGGGCGUUUGGCGCCGCUCCCGCCGCCCGCCGCGCCCCGCGAGCCGCGCCUCAGGCGGGCCAAGUGCGUCUCGUCGGCUCCCUCGGGGCCCCGCACUAGCGGCUGGGCGGCGCUCGGCGAAAGUUGGCUCCUCAAGGACUGGCGGACUGGCGGGCGGGCGGGCGGCCGGUCGCAGCUAUGGAGCCCCGCAGCAUGGAGUACUUCAGCGCCCAGGUGCAGCAGAAGGACGUCGGAGGCCGGCUGCAGGUCGGCCAGGAGCUCCUGCUCUACCUCGGUGCUCCCGGCGCCAUCCCGGACCUGGAGGAGGACCUGGGCCGCCUGGGCAAGACAGUCGACGCGCUCACCGGCUGGGUGGGCUCAAGCAACUACCGGGUAUCAUUAAUGGGAUUGGACAUUUUAAGUGCCUUUGUGGACAGAUUAUCAACACGAUUUAAAUCCUACGUAGCAAUGGUUAUUGUAGCUUUAAUAGAUAGAAUGGGAGAUGCCAAAGACAAGGUACGGGAUGAAGCGCAGACUCUGAUAUUGAAGUUAAUGGAUCAAGUAGCACCACCUAUGUACAUUUGGGAACAGUUGGCUUCUGGUUUUAAGCACAAGAACUUUCGAUCUCGAGAAGGUGUAUGUCUGUGUCUUAUUGAGACCUUAAACACUUUUGGGGCUCAGCCACUAGUCAUCAACAAGUUGGUACCACAUUUGUGUGUCCUAUUUGGAGAUUCCAACAGUCAGGUGAGAGAUGCUGCAAUCUUGGCUGUAGUGGAGAUUUAUAGACAUGUGGGAGAGAAAGUGAAGGUGGAUCUUUGUAAGAAAGGAAUUCCCCCUGCUAGAUUAGAAAUGAUACUUGCCAAAUUUGAUGAAGUGCAAAGUUCAGGCGGUAUGAUUUUGAGUGUCUGCAAAGAUAAAAGCUUCGAUGAUGAAGAAUCAGUGGAUGGAAAUAGGCCGUCAUCAGCUGCUUCAGCCUUCAAGGUUCCUGCACCUAAAACAUCCGGAAAUCCUGUCAACAGUGCAAGGAAGCCUGGUUCAGCAGGUGGCCCUAAGGUUGGAGGUGCUUCCAAGGAAGGAGGUGCUGGAGCAGUUGAUGAAGAUGACUUUAUAAAAGCUUUUACAGAUGUCCCUUCUAUUCAGAUCUAUUCUAGUCGAGAACUUGAAGAAACAUUAAAUAAAAUCAGGGAAAUUUUGUCAGAUGACAAACAUGACUGGGAUCAGCGUGCCAAUGCACUUAAGAAAAUUCGAUCACUGCUUGUUGCUGGAGCUGCCCAGUAUGAUUGCUUUUUCCAACAUUUACGCUUGUUAGAUGGAGCACUUAAACUUUCAGCCAAGGAUCUUAGAUCCCAGGUGGUUAGAGAAGCUUGCAUUACUGUAGCUCAUCUUUCAACAGUUUUGGGAAACAAGUUUGAUCAUGGCGCUGAAGCCAUUGUACCUACACUUUUUAAUCUUGUCCCCAAUAGUGCAAAAGUCAUGGCAACUUCUGGAUGUGCAGCAAUCAGAUUCAUCAUUCGGCAUACUCAUGUACCCAGACUUAUACCUUUAAUAACAAGCAACUGUACAUCAAAAUCAGUUCCCGUGAGGAGGCGUUCAUUUGAAUUUUUAGAUUUGUUGUUACAAGAGUGGCAGACUCAUUCAUUGGAAAGACAUGCAGCCGUCUUGGUUGAAACUAUUAAGAAGGGAAUUCAUGACGCUGAUGCUGAGGCCAGAGUGGAGGCAAGAAAGACAUAUAUGGGUCUUAGAAACCACUUUCCUGGUGAAGCUGAAACAUUAUAUAAUUCCCUUGAGCCAUCUUAUCAGAAGAGUCUUCAAACGUACUUAAAGAGUUCUGGCAGUGUAGCAUCUCUUCCACAAUCAGACAGGUCCUCAUCUAGCUCACAAGAAAGUCUCAAUCGCCCUUUUUCUUCCAAAUGGUCUACGGCAAAUCCAUCAACUGUGGCUGGAAGAGUAUCAGCAGGCAGCAGCAAAGCCAGUUCCCUUCCAGGAAGCCUGCAGCGUUCACGAAGUGACAUUGAUGUGAAUGCUGCUGCUGGUGCCAAGGCGCAUCAUGCUGCUGGACAGUCUGUGCGAAGUGGACGGUUAGGUGCAGGUGCCCUGAAUCCAGGUUCCUAUGCAUCACUAGAGGAUACUUCUGACAAGAUGGAUGGAACAGCAUCUGAAGAUGGCCGGGUGAGAGCAAAGCUUUCAGCACCACUUGCUGGCAUGGGAAAUGCCAAGACAGAUUCUAGAGGAAGAAGUCGAACAAAAAUGGUGUCUCAGUCACAGCCUGGCAGCCGGUCUGGGUCUCCAGGAAGAGUUCUGACCACAACAGCCCUCUCCACUGUGAGCUCUGGUGUUCAAAGAGUCCUGGUCAAUUCAGCCUCAGCACAGAAGAGAAGCAAGAUACCACGGAGUCAGGGCUGUAGCAGAGAGGCUAGUCCAUCUAGGCUUUCAGUAGCCCGAAGCAGUCGUAUUCCUCGACCAAGUGUGAGUCAAGGAUGCAGCCGGGAAGCUAGUCGGGAGAGCAGCAGGGACACAAGUCCUGUUCGCUCUUUUCAGCCCCUCGGUCCAGGGUAUGGGAUUAGCCAAUCAAGCCGACUGUCGUCUUCUGUCAGUGCCAUGCGAGUCCUGAACACAGGUUCUGACGUGGAGGAAGCAGUAGCAGAUGCCUUGAAAAAACCUGCUCGAAGAAGAUACGAAUCAUAUGGAAUGCAUUCGGAUGAUGAUGCUAACAGUGACGCAUCUAGUGCUUGUUCAGAACGCUCCUAUAGUUCUCGAAAUGGUAGUAUUCCUACAUAUAUGAGGCAAACAGAAGAUGUGGCAGAAGUCCUCAAUAGAUGUGCUAGUUCAAAUUGGUCAGAAAGGAAGGAAGGUCUUCUGGGUCUGCAGAACUUGUUAAAAAAUCAGAGAACACUAAGUCGAGUUGAACUGAAAAGAUUAUGUGAAAUUUUCACAAGAAUGUUUGCUGAUCCUCACGGCAAGAGAGUGUUCAGCAUGUUUUUGGAGACUCUAGUGGAUUUCAUACAAGUCCACAAAGAUGAUCUUCAAGAUUGGUUGUUUGUACUGCUGACACAGCUACUAAAAAAAAUGGGUGCUGAUUUGCUUGGAUCUGUUCAGGCAAAAGUUCAGAAAGCCCUUGAUGUUACAAGAGAAUCUUUUCCAAAUGAUCUUCAGUUCAAUAUUCUAAUGAGAUUUACAGUUGAUCAGACCCAAACACCAAGCUUGAAGGUGAAGGUUGCUAUCCUUAAAUACAUAGAAACUCUGGCCAAACAGAUGGAUCCAGGAGAUUUUAUAAAUUCCAGUGAAACGCGCCUAGCAGUGUCUCGGGUCAUUACUUGGACAACAGAACCUAAAAGUUCUGAUGUUCGGAAGGCAGCACAGUCGGUGCUGAUUUCUUUAUUCGAACUCAAUACCCCAGAGUUUACAAUGUUAUUAGGAGCUUUACCAAAAACUUUUCAGGAUGGUGCUACCAAGCUUCUUCAUAAUCACCUUCGAAACACUGGCAAUGGAACGCAGAGUUCCAUGGGGAGUCCUUUGACAAGACCAACACCACGAUCACCAGCCAACUGGUCCAGUCCUCUUACUUCUCCUACCAAUACAUCACAGAAUACUUUAUCUCCAAGUGCAUUUGAUUAUGACACAGAAAAUAUGAACUCUGAAGAUAUUUAUAGCUCUCUCAGAGGUGUCACUGAAGCAAUCCAAAAUUUCAGCUUCCGUAGUCAAGAAGAUAUGAAUGAGCCAUUGAAAAGGGAUUCUAAAAAAGAUGAUGGUGAUUCAAUGUGUGGCGGUCCCGGGAUAUCAGACCCAAGAGCAGGAGGUGAUGCUACUGACUCAAGCCAAACAGCUCUUGAUAAUAAAGCUUCAUUGCUCCAUUCAAUGCCUGCUCACUCCUCUCCACGCUCUCGAGACUAUAAUCCAUAUAACUAUUCAGAUAGCAUCAGUCCCUUCAACAAGUCUGCCCUCAAGGAAGCCAUGUUUGAUGAUGAUGCUGACCAGUUUCCUGAUGAUCUUUCCCUAGACCAUUCUGACCUAGUUGCAGAGUUGCUGAAGGAGCUGUCUAACCAUAAUGAACGUGUAGAAGAAAGAAAAAUCGCCCUCUAUGAACUCAUGAAGCUGACACAGGAAGAAUCUUUCAGUGUUUGGGAUGAACACUUCAAAACAAUAUUGCUUUUAUUGCUUGAAACCCUUGGGGAUAAAGAGCCUACAAUCAGGGCUUUGGCAUUAAAGGUUUUAAGAGAAAUCCUAAGGCAUCAACCAGCAAGAUUUAAAAACUAUGCAGAGCUGACUGUCAUGAAAACAUUGGAAGCUCAUAAAGAUCCUCAUAAGGAGGUGGUGAGAUCUGCUGAGGAAGCAGCAUCAGUAUUGGCCACUUCAAUUAGUCCAGAGCAGUGCAUCAAAGUGCUUUGUCCUAUCAUCCAAACUGCAGAUUACCCAAUUAAUCUGGCUGCAAUCAAAAUGCAAACAAAAGUAAUAGAGAGAGUGUCCAAGGAAACUCUUAACCUGCUUUUGCCAGAGAUUAUGCCAGGCCUAAUACAGGGUUAUGAUAAUUCAGAAAGCAGUGUUCGGAAAGCUUGUGUCUUCUGCCUGGUGGCUGUUCAUGCAGUAAUUGGUGAUGAACUAAAACCACAUCUCAGUCAACUCACUGGCAGUAAAAUGAAGCUACUGAAUCUUUACAUCAAACGUGCACAAACAGGUUCUGGAGGAGCUGAUCCCACUACUGAUGUUUCUGGACAAAGUUAGCGAAGCUCAUCAAAGUGAACCAGGUCUCUCAAAGAAAGGACAGACAGACCACCCUCAUCAAUGAUAGGAAAUUCUCAAAUACAUCUUUUGGAACUUAACCAUUGUUUCCUAGUUUUAGUUUUUUGUUUUGUUUCAUUUUGUAUUUUCUGUAACAGAGAGUUACCCUCAGUCUGCAUGUAACUUUUAUGGUAGUUAUUCCAAAUUCAAGAAGAAGCAGUAUUAACAUCAAUUGAUCAAUACAAAGUAAUUUUUAAUCUAAUUCAUCAUUUCACAUGUUUGUACUUCUUUGUCUUCCCAUUAACCUUUGCCAGUGUUAUGAUUGUAUAAAUUUUUUAAAAUGCUGGUUAAACAGGAAUGCUUAAAGCUUUAAAAGUUUAACAGUCUAAAACUUUUUUUUGCCUUUAUUCAACUGCAGAAUAAUAUUUUUAUUGCUAUUUUGAGUUUUGUUCCGUAUCAUGUCCUAUGCUAGAAAUACUGAAAUGAUGUGAAACAAAGCAGGACUAAUUUGAACUUCAGCUGGACUCUGUUGGUAUGGUGGUGAUACAUGUCAUAGUUGCAACUUCUUUGGGGCGAUCUUAAGACCUCAAAGACGUAUGUUACAGAAUCGGCCAGUUCUGUAAACCUGAUAUUGUUUGUUGGUUGUUGAUCUUGCCAUCUUUAUUUAAAACCGUGUCCCUUCUAUGAUCCCUUGAGAAAGCUGCACCAAAUCAUCUGCCUGUUUUUUUCUUGAUACUUAUUGAAAUAGAAGGUUUUAUUGCAGGGUUUUUUGGUUUGUUUAUCUUUGUUGUGAUGAUGCUUUUUUUGUAUUUAUUAAUAUCAAAUUCACUUAUGAAUAAACUUGAUAAUGGAAACAGACAAAAAAAAA